This is a messenger RNA of Temnothorax curvispinosus, 3861 nucleotides long. RefSeq lists its product as uncharacterized. Lineage: Eukaryota; Metazoa; Arthropoda; Insecta; Hymenoptera; Formicidae. Gene Ontology annotation, molecular function: RNA-DNA hybrid ribonuclease activity; nucleic acid binding. The coding region runs from base 1 to 3849 and encodes 1282 amino acids. The transcript has 3 exons. The record is from RefSeq and is a predicted model, not a curated record.
AUGGCUCAUAAGAACAUUUCUUUCCAUAGUGCGAAACGAGUCGUGGAGGGUGAUGGUCCUUCCCCCCCUUUGGAUCGUAAUAAAUUUCUGAGCCCUACGUCGUGGCCUGAUCUGCCGAGUUCUGCCGGUCCGGCGUUAUAUUCAGAGGCACUGAGAGCCGAACCUUCUCAAUCGGCUAAGACGACUGUUCCACAAUCGAGAGAUAAAAGAGAACGCAUCUCACGCAAUAUACACAAUGACAAACGGAGCUCAUAUGAAGCCUCGCGCAAUUUUUAUAAAUCAUUUGAUCUUCGUGCUGGCAAAAUCACCAAGGAAAAACAUGGCAUUAUGAACACAGCCCGAUUUGGGGUGGGUCGCGGGAAUCUUCCCGACGACGAAGCGGAGUCUAGCCCGCGGGAGGAUCAUCGUAUUUUGGAGAUCAUUGAGAGCAUUUUAUUGCUAUUGCGAAGAACCCCGGGUGCGCGGGAGAUGCUGAUGCGCGCUCUGGCGGAAUCGGAUGCUCGUGACGGUCCCGGGAGGGGCCUUCCCCCUUUCCACAAUGAUGGGGGUGUUGGGGAGUCGGAUUGUAGAGUACUACCAAGAGGAUACAAAAGUCACAAAAAUGAACUAUCUAAAAUCGCACUGGAGUACGAUAUUAUCAUACUGACAGAGACUCGCUGUACCGGUCGUGUUCCAGUAUAUUUCCCUGGAUUCAAGACGCUCCAUAGCGACAACCUGCUGGGUAGUGGAGGUGUAUCCAUCUCCGUCCGUUCUCACAUCACUUUCGAUAUAUUGCCGAUUAGCGGGGCACUUCCGACUGACUACGAUGAUUUUGUCAGGAGGGAAAUCGAUUCCUUCCUCCUGCCAAAUUUGCCUUCUUUCAAGCUGGAUUGUGAAAAAUAUUAUCAGGCUUUCACUGACUCCCUUAAGGGGGCCGUCCAUCAGGCCUCUGGGGGACGGAGAGACAUAUUACGUGCAUCGGAUUCUCCACGAAAAACCAAGAGAUCCCAUAGAUGGUGGAAUGCGGACUGUGAUGCCGCUAUUCGGGACAGGAGGCUUGCCUUUGCUGAAUUUAAGAGGCUUAGAAACAUUCAUACAUGGAAUAACUAUAAGCGUUGUUGUGCUGUGGCCAGGAAAAUUCUUAAUCAGGCAAAAAGGGAGAAUUUUGAAGAUUUCUGCAAAGAAAUCAAUAGAUUUACGAGCCUUUCUUAUGUUUGGAGUACCAUUCGGAUCUUGAAGAAUGCUCGAAAAAAUAUAGAGUGGAAUAAAUGGCAGACCAAGGACAGAGAAAUGGAAAUUAGAAAAACAAUGGAUACUCUCGCUUCCCUUUAUGUGGGUGUGGACCCUUCUUUUGGAGCAGAACGCGCUUGUCCCAAUGAAGAACUUGAUGCUCCAUUCCUUCGAUCCGAGUUGGAUCGGGCGAUUGAAAUGAUCAGGAGGGACUCCGCUCCUGGCAUGGAUGGCAUGGAGUAUAAGAUGCUCAGGCUCCUUCCUGAAUCAGGCAGGGCCUGUCUCUUAGAACUAUUUAAUAUAGUUUGGUCUACUGGUGUGCUCCCCGCGGAUUGGUCCUGCUAUCAGGUGAUAUUUAUAGAUAAGGUUGGUCGGGAAAAGGUGCGCCCUAUCUCUCUCUCUUCAUGCGUUGGCAAACUUAUGGAGCGCAUGAUUAAUGAGAGAUUGAUCUGGUGGGCUGAAAAAGAAGAAAAAUUUAGCUCGUCACAGAGCGGUUUCAGGAGAGGGAAGUCUUGUGCCGAUAACCUGGUCAGGAUUACAUCAGAUAUCCGAGCUGCUCUGAGUGCGGGCAAAUAUACCUUGGCUGCUUUCCUCGAUGUCUCUGCGGCAUAUGACAGCGUGGAAUUCCAUAUCAUGCUGGAUAGGCUAGUGGCGCUUGGCUGUCCUGCGGGUAUAGUCAAUUUUGUUCGUAAUUGGCUAUAUCGAAGAAAAGUUCGAUUUAUCGUCAACUCCGGUGAGUUCGUGGAUCGCUUUGUUUACAGGGGCCUCCCGCAAGGCGCCGUGCUUAGUCCGGCAUUGUAUUCGCUCCUCACUCGGGCUCUCCGUGAGGAUCUUCCGGCUGGAGUUGAAAUAGUGGAGUUUGCGGAUGACAUUGGCCUAUACGUCUCGGGUCAUAAUCGACGUCGGAAUCGACUCCUGCUUGAGCAAGCCGCUAACAUUAUUGCUCAGAAAUUAAAACUUAUUGGCCUUGAUCUUGAACCUAAAAAAACAGUUUUGGUCGAAUUCAAUAGAAAUGGUUACGUCGACAAAAGUUUGAGCAUCAAUAUACAAGGAUGCGAUGUAUUCAACUGCGACGGGGCCAAAUUUCUUGGAGUUUGGCUUGACAACAGCCUUAAUUUUCACCGUCAGGUCCAGGAAGUUAGAGGCAAAGUUAAUAGGGCCAACUCUGUUAUGAGAUACUUGUGCGGGGUGUCAAGGGGCUUGGAGGUUAACACGGCCCUCAUGCUCUAUAAAAGUCUGGUUAGAUCUGUCUCAGAGUAUGGCAUCUUCAUAUAUUUCCCUAGAGACUCGGGAUUUCGGCUCAAGCUGGAAAGGACCCAAUAUAUGGGUAUACGCACCGCCCUGGGAUACAGGAACAGCACUCCCAAUAACGUUUUGAUAGCCGAAGCUAAAGUCAUGCUACUUAGAGAUAGAGCGAUUAUGCUAAGCAGGAACUUUAUUACAAAGGCUAUAGCUUAUAACAACAACGGUUUGUGUCUCAAAAUACAAUGUACCCUGGACCGAGAGAAUUAUCGCCGUUUUCUUCUUCCGACUUACAAAUUUUCUAUGCUUUCUGAAAUUUGGAGGAAACUGAGAUUAAGGACGGGGAUUGGACCUCGGAGACAGUUCGAAGUUUUUCAAGGCCCCUUUGGCGCGCAUACUUUUAGACCUUCCGUGGACCUGGUCACUGGUGAGUCAAGGAAGCAUGAGAGAUACCCGGAUGAGGUGCUUGUUCGUAACGUCGUCAGGAAACAUAAUUUGACCUUUCCUUUGGAAAUUAUUUACACGGAUGGUUCUUUUGAUGAGUCGUGCCGCUCGACGGGCGCCAGUAUUGUUAUAUCUGAUCAGGAUACUGCUUACAAGAUUAGCCUCCCGGGCUCGUGUUCUUCGUUUACUGCUGAGGCGUUUGCUAUCAAAUCUGCUCUUCAACUUAUGAUCCUGCAGCAUGAGGUUAGGAAGAGAGUCAUCGUCAUUAUGUCUGACUGUAAAUCUGCUCUACAAUCGAUUUACAACAAUCAUAUUAAUGUCCAUAAAAAUCGGUAUGUCACGGAAGCUAGACGCUAUAUUUUCGAUCUGGAGACUAUAUACGGCAAAACGGUUAUCCUGCUAUGGAUCUCAGCACACGUUGGCAUUGCUGGCAAUGAGCUAGCGGACGUGCUGGCUAAGGAAGCGUCACAGGAGGAAGCUGACCCUUCAAUCGAAGUGCCGGUUGGAGACUUUAGGACACAGGAUAAAUGGGAGUCUUGGGAGGCGACCCAGUCAUCGAUCGUGGGCGACUCUUCGCAUAAGGGAGCGUUCUACUUUGAGCAUUUUUUUGAUAGGCUGGCAACUAAACCGUGGUUUCAUAAAAUAAAUUCAGAGAGAUAUUUCGUAACGUUAAUUAACCGACUGAGGGCGAAUCACUUUAAUUUGGGCUCUUCAUUAAAAAGAAAGGGAUACGUGGAACAGGAAAGAUGUGAUUGUGGAUACGAGAGGGAGGAUCUUUACCAUGUAUUAUUGACGUGUCGUAAAUAUGACGACGCAAGAAUUGCUAUGGACAAGGAAUUGAGAGAGGCGAAAUUUUUUGCUAAUAUCGAUUUGUUUCGUAUCAUUGAAUCUAAACAGUGGAAUGUUUUGUAUAUAAUUUAUAAAUUUCUUAAAAGUAUUGGCAAAGUUAUUUAGAGGUUACAUAAU